Molecule: messenger RNA, 1449 nt
Organism: Rhipicephalus sanguineus (brown dog tick)
Lineage: Eukaryota; Metazoa; Arthropoda; Arachnida; Ixodida; Ixodidae
Exons: 7
Coding region: 1-813 (270 amino acids)
Source: RefSeq, a predicted model, not a curated record
AUGGGCCUCGUCACGCCGAGCAGCACAACCCCCCGGGAACAGGAAAUCAUCAAGAAUGUCCUCACCCUGUACGCGGCUGGCCUCGCGUCGCAGCUGCUCAAGUGUGCAACAUUCGGCGUGCUGUUGCUCUUCGGGCCGCAGCAAACGGCGCGGAACAAUUACCCCCGCUUCCACCGCGGUCCCUACUGGACGUUGCUGGAUGUUACCCACUUUGCGCUGUUCCUGCUGACUGCUUCCCUCGGACUCGCGAAGGGAUGCCUCACUGUGGAGUCUGGUGUUCGGGAGAACACCGUGCUCCUCACAUCCCUGCUGGACGCCACGUGCGACUUUGCUCUGGCCUUGUCAUCCAUUGUCCUUUUGGGGAUUGCGUGGAAACGAUGGAGGCGCUGCCUUCCACCGUCGGGGUUCGUGUGCUCCCUGCUGGGAUUCCUGACCACUGCUACCGUUCUGGACGUAGUGUCAAAAUGCGCGUAUCAGCAACAGAAUCAGGAUAUCGAACUCGCUGACGACUACAUCACUCAAAACGUCCUCAUCGUUACGGUACUGCUGACGGUCUGUGCAGCUGGAAAUUUCGUAGGUGCUGGAAUACACGACCACGUUAUCUCCAGGCCGAGCUCUGUUCACGGGUAUCAAGGCUUCGUGGACGAGGAUCUCGUUUCAGUCUUUUCCAAGAUAGCGUGUUUGUGUCUCAUCCCAACCUUCUAUGACAAGAUGAAAAGGGUAUCUUCGACGCUGGAAAUCCCGCAUUUGCGAAGGGGCAUGCGCUGCAAGUACUUGGUCAAGGAGCUUACGUCAAGGCUGGCAAACGGGUAACGACCGAAACGUACGCCGCUGGGUCAAUUACGAAUAAACCGUUGCUGCGGUUUGCUCAAUCGCCUAAAUAAUGGCGAUGGAUAUGCGGCCGUCUUGAUUAUAGCUAUCCUGCUUAUGUGGAACAGUACGGUCGAUUUUCUUUACCCGGCCCCACUGAAACGGUUCGUAUGCAUUCCAAUAAAUCAAAAUGUAGAAUUUUUAAGGAAUUUAUACGGAAUCCGCAUGUACUUGGCUGAAUUAUACGGCAACUAUAUGGACUAAUUGGAGUGUAAUACGGUAAGUUUCAAUAGGGUGUACAUUAUAUUCUCACUUCAUUAAAUCAUUAACGAAACUCGAGAGCAAUUACGUAAAGUAUGGACCGCAAAUACGAAGUGAGGAGUAGAAACUACUGAAUACGCUUUAUAAGCACGUUCUUGCAACCAAGCGUUCAAGAAAAUUCACACAUUUUUUUAGGCACUUGUGCCGUCAUGCGCGACGAAUUUUAUUCGCAAAGAAAGUUUAUGCCAUGAGAUGGCAUUACAAUUCACGAUCGACGUGUUGACGGGCGACCUAGCACACCACAAGUCUGAAUCGUUAAUUCUUUGCUUAGAAAGGUAGCUGCAGCAUAAGAAACAUGAGGAGUUUUGACAUCGACUU